Molecule: messenger RNA, 804 nt
Organism: Arvicanthis niloticus (Nile rat)
Lineage: Eukaryota; Metazoa; Chordata; Mammalia; Rodentia; Muridae
Gene: Mettl26
Product: methyltransferase like 26
Source: RefSeq, a predicted model, not a curated record
CUGGGUUCACCGCUGCGAUGUUGGUGGCUGCGGCUGCUGAGCGAAACAAGGAGCCCAUCCUGUGCGUGCUCCGCCAGUAUGUGGAUCCUGCCCAGCGCGGCGUUCGCGUGCUCGAGGUGGCCUCGGGCUCCGGACAGCACGCCGUACACUUUGCACAGGCCUUCCCGAACGCCGAGUGGCAGCCGUCGGAUGUGGACCAACGCUGUCUGGACAGCAUUGCAGCCACCACCCAAGCCCAAGGGUUGUCCAAUGUGAAGGCUCCGCUGUACCUGGACGUGACCUGGGAGUGGGAGCAAUGGGGCGGGAUCCCACCGCGAUCGCUGGACCUGUUGCUCUGCAUCAAUAUGAUCCACAUCAGCCCCCUGAACUGUACUGAGGGGCUCUUCAGAGCAGCAGGACACCUGCUCAAAACCAAGGCUGUGCUGAUCACCUAUGGGCCCUAUGCCAUCAAUGGGAAGAUCUCUCCCCAGAGCAACGUGGACUUUGACCUGACCCUCAGAUGCAGGAACCCAGAGUGGGGGCUUCGUGACACAGCGCUUCUGGAGGAACUAGGCCAGGCCAGCGGCUUGGUCCUGGAGAGGAUGGUGGACAUGCCAGCCAACAACAAGUGCCUGAUUUUCCGGAAAGAAUAGCAUCUCUGUCAAAAGUUGUCAUGGUACAAACUAGACAUCAGCCCCUCCCUCACUGGGUCAGUCCUUGGGAUAAAUUUGCUCCUCCUAGUCUAGUGGCUGCUGGGCUGCAAAGAACCUGGUCCCAGCGGGCCUUAAAAUAAAGCCUUUGCAGCCCACUGUGGGAUAUGUAUAC